This is a messenger RNA of Branchiostoma belcheri (Belcher's lancelet), 10463 nucleotides long. RefSeq lists its product as uncharacterized. Gene Ontology annotation, molecular function: protein binding. NCBI's taxonomy places the organism in Eukaryota, Metazoa, Chordata, Leptocardii, Amphioxiformes, Branchiostomatidae. Bases 103 to 9291 code for a protein of 3062 amino acids. The transcript has 22 exons. The record is from RefSeq and is a predicted model, not a curated record.
AACAACAGGAACAUCGAUCUCUCCCAUCAGCUGACCAAACUGACAAAUCUAAAAGUGUUGUGUUUAGAUGACUGUAACCUUAAAACAGUUCCCGCUGCCGUGAUGAAACUUCCGCAGUUAGAAGCGCUGAUCCUCAGUAACAACGACAGCAUCACCCUGCCGGAUGAGAUGUCGGGUCUCAUCAACCUCACUGUCCUGGACUUACAGAACUGUAACCUUAAAACAGUUUCCGCUGCCGUGAUGAAACUUCCGCAGUUAGAAAUGCUGAUCCUCAGUAACAACGAGAACAUCACCCUGCCGGAUGAGAUGUCGGGUCUCAGCAACCUCACUGUCCUGGUCUUAGACAGCUGUAACCUGGACACACUACCGCCAGUUGUGCUGAAACUAACAAGCCUACAGGUGCUGGAUUUAAGUGAAAAUAUGCAGCUCUCCCUACCAGCUGAGUUGAACGGACUGAACAACUUGAAAGUUUUGAGACUACGUGACUGUAACCUGGACAUCGUUCCCCCGGCAGUACUGAAACUCCCCCAGCUGGAGGAACUGGACCUCAUCGGGAACAGCGAGAUCCACCUGCCGGAUGGGCUGGCCGGACUCACCAACAUCCGGGUACUGAGACUAGCGGGAACAGACAUGGUCACCGUUCCACCGGUAGUCCUGAAACUCCCCCAGCUGGAGGAACUGGACCUCAGCAGGAACAGCGGGAUCCACCUGCCGGAUGGGCUGGCCGGACUCACCAACAUCCGGGUACUGAAACUAUGGGGAACAGACAUCGCCACAGUUCCCCCGGUAGUUUGCAGACUGACACAGUUAGAAUGGCUGGACUUGAGCGGUAACAAACUGGAGACGUUACCCGCGGAAAUCGGACAGCUCACUAACGUCAAACACUUGGCUCUGUCCCACUGCGAGCUGCGCACACUCCCACCUGAAGUGUGGAGACUGACACAGUUAGAAUGGCUGAACCUGAUCGGUAACCAACUACAGACGUUACCCGCAGAAAUCGGACAGCUCACUGACGUCAAACACUUGAAUCUGUCCCACUGCGAGCUGCGCACACUCCCACCUGAAGUGGGGAGACUGACACAGUUAGAGCGGCUGGACCUGACCUACAACCCGCUACAGACGUUACCCGCGGAAAUCGGACAGCUCACUAACGUCAAACACUUGGCUCUGUCCCACUGCGAGCUGCGCACACUCCCACCUGAAGUGUGGAGACUUGCACAGUUAGAAUGGCUGGACCUGACCUACAACCCGCUACAGACGUUACCCGCGGAAAUCGGACAGCUCACUAACGUCAAACACGUGUAUCUGUCCGGGUGCGAGCUGCACACACUCCCGCCUGAAGUGGGGAGACUGACACAGUUAGAGCGGCUGGACCUGAGCGACAACCAGCUACAGACGUUACCCACGGAAAUCGAGCAGCUCACUAAUGUCAAACACUUGGAUCUGUCCAGGUGCAAGCUGCGCACACUCCCACCUGAAGUGGGGAGACUGACACAGUUAGAAUGGCUGUACCUGAGCCGUAACCAACUACAGACGUUACCCGCGGAAAUCGGACAGCUCACUAAUGUCAAACAAUUGGAUCUGUCCGACUGCGAGCUGCGCACACUCCCACCUGAAGUGGGGAGACUGACGCAGUUAGAAUGGCUGUACCUGAGCCGUAACCAACUACAGACGUUACCCGCGGAAAUCGGACAGCUCACUACCCUACAUCAUAUGGACGUUAGUGACAACCCACUAAUAAAGCCACCAACUGAAGUUUGGAGUCAGGGGAUCACUACUAUCAGGCAGUACUUUCACGAACUUGAACGCUCGGAAGAGAUAAGUGCUCGUUUGAAAGUUGUUGUCUUGGGAGAGAAAAUGGCGGGAAAAACAAGCCUGGUACGGACGGUAGACAGUGGCAAGUCCACCCUGACAGAAGAAGAGGAGCGCACACACUGUGUAGAGAUAACUCAGUGGGCACCUGAUGACAACAUCACGUUUGAAGUGUACGACUUUGGCGGCCAUGACGUGUACCAUCUCACUCAUCAGUCCUUCCUGACUCCGGAUGCCUUUUACCUGUUAUUAGUGAACCUGCAGACAUACAGCUGCAGUGAGGAGAGAUACACAGAAGCCGUGGGGUUCUGGUUGGACACACUGAAUGCCCGCGUGCCGGGGGCGGUGGUUACAAUAGUUGGUAGCAAGAUGGACAUGUGCAGUGAGGCAGAAAUAAUUGAUAACAUGAAGGACAUCAAAGUAAAGAUCCAACAGCAGAUUGACACAUGGAAAAGUAGUACAGAGCGCCGAAUAAAGAAACUCAAUCAAAGAAAGGCUGAAAGCGAGGAGGAACAUAGGGAAAUAGAGAGGCAGUUAGAACGCACACAAAGCCUCCUGAAACGCUCAUUGCGUCUGAUUGGAAUGUUCUACAUCAGUUCUGCAGGACGAACAUCUGGGUUGGACUCACUAAAGAAUCACAUACUGGAGUCAGCAAACAAUACUGAUCUGUUUCCUACGCUUAGAAAGAUCCUCCCGCGGACAUGGAUGGAGUUUGAACAGCAGAUGCACCUGCUACGUGACAAGGGAACAGAGACACGUGAAUUCCCUAGAGGAGACGACGAUGACUCGACAACUCUGCAUCUUCAAAAUAAAAAGAAACCAAUGUGGCUGACGCGAACCGACUGUUUGCAGCAAGGGCAGCUUGCAGGUCUCACGGCGGACAGACUGGAGCCAGUCCUGUCUUACCUGCAGCAGGUGGGAACCAUCCUCAGGUACACGGACAUACCGGAACUCAAGGACCUGGUCUUCCAUGAUCCUCCCGCCUUGAUUGAAAUCUUCAAUGAUAUCUUCCAUCACGACAUCGAGGAACUUUUCAAAACGCCCAGAGUAAAGAAUGCUGAUUUUACUCGCACACAGCUCGAGGGUUUUCAGCAAGAUCUGCGUGACUGUGGACUGAUCCAGAAGAAGGUGAUGACGUACAUGCUACCACCCAACAUCGAUCCUGACAUUGUUACAGCUCUGAUGCUGCAUUUUGGUCUUUGCUUUGAAUUGAAAGCCAAAGAAAAAACAGACAUUCGUCAGUACCAAAUACCUUGGUACCUAGAGAAACAAAUGCCAGAGGACUUGAAAGAUGACUGGCCAGAUGACGUAUCAGAGGAACAAGAACAACUGCAGCUGAUGUGCAACAUCACAGGAUUCUGUCCCCGGGGACUGUUUCAGAGGUUCAGUGUUAGGAUUCAUCCACUUGUCGAGGACAGGAUAGACUGGAAAGAUGGAGUCAUGGCCUACAGACAGGACUACCCCGUACUAGUCUGUUCCAAACCUGCUGCAGACGACACGUACAUCACCAUGGCAACCAGAGGCAGGCUUGCCCAGGCAGAUGAGAUGUGGGGCGUGGUCCACCCACUGCUGGAUGUGCUGGUCCAGCUGCUACAGGAGUGGCCAGGUGUGCUGUACUCCCUCCACGUCACCUGUGCGCACUGCAUCAAGGCAGGACUGGACAGGCCGUACCAGCACGAACUGAGGGACCGGACUGCAGAGGACGGCCGUGACGUCAGGUGUCCCAGGGUCAAGAAUACAGCAUCAACAUCAGCAGACCUUGUGUACAGACCAGCCAGACUCACUGGACACGGCGGUGUUCCGCUCGAGAUACAGCUGCGGGGUCCUGCAAUGCAGCAGCUGUACUCUGAGGCCUGCCGCCAGGGGGCGCAACGGGUGUACAACGUGCGCGGGCUCGUGGUUGGUCAGUUCAGAUCCGGGAAGACGUGUGUCGUCAGGAGGCUGACGGGAGAGAAGGCUGUGGAGAAUCAACCGAUAACAGACGGCAUCGAGAUUAUACCCAGCGUGAAGACCAAGACUUGGCGGAAAGCAAAAGAAGAGCCUGACGAAUUCAAGGAAACCAUGGCAGAACGCUUAGCGGAACAACAAGAACGGAUCAAACUACGGACUCAGACAUCGUCACGAAGCCAAGGAGUAGUCCGGCUACAGAGCAACAGGAAAGACCCUACAGGUAUGCAAAAACGUAUAAGCAGGACUACGUCACCACAAACACAAGCUCAACAACAACUCCAGCAUCCAACACAUGGGAUUCCGGAUGAUGAGCACCUUCAGGGUGCCGUAAGGGUUCAUCAGAAAACACAGGACAUUCCGGAUGAUGUCAUAAUAAAAGCCAAAGAGCGACUCCAAAGUGUCGUGACCGAGGAGCAGCUUGGAACAGCCGAAAACCCGCGUAUCUCCUUCUGGGACUUCGGCGGCCAGGCCACGUACUACGGCUCGCACCAGUGUUUCUUCACGUACCGCGGGAUCUACAUCCUGGUCAUGUCACUGCUACAGAAGCUGUCCGACCCAGUUCCUGAUCUGGACUACAAGGCGGCAGCGGACAACCUCGUAACUGGAAGAGACUACUUGGACCACUGGCUGAACUCUGUCCACACCCACGGCCUGGUGCCCGGGCAGGAAGAGAAAGUUCAAGAGCCGCGUGUCAUCUUGGUUCUCACACACAAGGACAAAGUCAGCGAGUUUUACAUAGAGAAGUACAAGAAAGACAUACGUGAUCACAUCAGUGGUAUGGCUGCCGGUAAGCACGUCUUGCCAAAGAUAUUUGUCAUCAACAACUUCAGCGAGGACAACAGCGACAUUGAGGAUCUCCGAGAAUACCUCCGUGAGGUGGCGAAGGAUUUGUCGUUCAUGGGAGAGGAGGUGCCGAUGACUUGGCUUCAUCUGAAGUCCAAACUGAUGGAAAAGAGUAGAGAGGGUGACCCAUUCUGCCGCUUUCAAGAUGUCGUCGAUCUGGCCCGGAGUGAUGACGUGGGCAUCACGGACGUCAGCCAUGUUGCCGACAUCCUGACCUUCCUACACGACCUUGGUGACAUCAUCUUCAUUAACGAACCCGUUCUUCGUGACCACGUGACCCUUCGACCCCAGGUGAUGAUUGACGUCUUCAAGACCAUCAUCACAGUCCCGGAGUACCAACAGGGCAGGAGCACCGAUGGGGAGGUUGCUGAGAUGUGGAGGAGGCUGGAGACCGAAGGUAUUCUCAGUGACAGGCUGUUGAAAAUCAUCUGGACUAAAGCAGAUCAGAAGAUGAAAGAUCAGAAGAUGAAACCCUUCCAUCUCGAACACAAGGACUUCCUGAAGCGACUAAUGGAAAAGUACUACCUCCUCUGCAACGCCACGCCGAUCGGUGGGUUUGAUGAAGAAGAGAUCUACUUCGUACCAUCUCUCCUGGCCGCAGAGCCUGACUACAACACCUUGUAUCCUGGGCACAUGAGGAGACACCAGCAUCCUCUCUAUGUCGUAUUCGACAACAUGUUCCUCCCAAGUGGUAUGUUCUAUCGUCUACAGGCGAUCUGUGUACGUAGGUUCGGUCUUGAAGAGUCUCACGUGUUCGCCGGCUGCGGUCGUUUUCCUACCAACGAUGAAAAGCAACAGUUCGUGGUAACCAAAGUGAAGCACUACCUGAAGGUGGAGCUUCUGUGGGCUGAAGUUGAGGAGCAGCCAGUGUUCACACAGGGUCUUCCCGUCAGAAAGUUCCUCAGCAGUUGUCUCUUCGAGAUCAAGGAGAAGUGGAUCCCGUAUAUCCAGUAUGACUGGUGCUUCGGGGAGGAGUCAGAAGAAAAAACCGGAACACCAGCAUUCUGCCCGCUCUCUGUCAACGAACAAGAAGCGGCAACAGGAUCCAGUAGUUUUCCAGAAGAUUUCAUCAACGUUUGGAUGGGUGGCAGCAAUGAUAAGAGAACUUCACGUGCAGAAAACUCAGGUGGUUCCGGACCCGCGAUGAUAAAGCCUACAAUGGAGCCGAAGGUAGUCCACAACAUUAGUCCUCUCCUGGAUUGUUUGGAAAUGUUCGGAGGGCUGAGUUUUGAGGAGUGUGAACGGAUCAAGAAAGAGUCCACACCUAAAAGCAGGUACACGGAGUUGAAUGCUGCUGUCAACAAUGCCGGAGAUAUGUGUCGUCGCUUGCUGGGCGCGUCUGCGGAGGUUUGCCUGCCUGAGAUAGCACCUAUGUUCCUCCGAGAAGAGAGAGGGAAUGAAAUUGUUAUACUACACAUCGACGAUUACAGUGACAAGCUUGUCCAGCCACUAAAAGGACAGGCAUCCCAGUCGUUCAGCAGGUACGGUGUAACAGUGUCUGAAGACGCCAUCGAACCAGACCAGAGCUUGAAAGAAGAACUCUUGCGUCAUCUUCUUAAACGAAACGUCAGAAUGGUCGUACCGAUCAUCACAAUGAUGAGUCUCCACAACAGGUACUGGCCCCCGCUGCUGUAUCGAUUGUACGUACAGAACAAGAACCUAGUCUUUCCGGUCUUCGCUUACAAUAAAUACCCCAAAGGGACAGGGGAAAGUUUGCUGAAGAAGUUCAUAUCACGCUGUGAGGACAUGAAGGAUAUGUCAUCCCCCCAGAUACCAAUGACCACGGACCCACUGUCCAGCACCAAAAUCAGUCUUACUGCUGCACAAAUCCUGAGGAAGGUGUCAUCUUCUGUUGUGCCGCACACAUACAAGAUCACAGCUGAAGGCUGCACGGUUGAGGAGGAUGGUGUCACUAUCUCGUUUCCGACAGGAUGCGUUGAGAUGGAAAGGCCCCUUUCCUUCGAGGUCGAUAUACUGCCCAUUGACGACGCCUUAACAAAGGUUUUCUCAGCUGUGACCCCGAUACUGACCGUGCACCAAGGCAAGGAGGAAGACUUCUUACAGCCCGUUAGCGUCACCCUGCCAUGGGCAUGGAGGAAGAGUGAUCAUGGCUGCAGCAAAGACAAAACCAUCCUAAUGGAGGGGAAAUCACAUCCUUUUCAGUGGUCGCUGCUACAGGCAGAAGUUCAUGAAACAGAGGACGCAGUCACAUUCACCAUGAGGCACUCCUGCAGGAUGGCCGCUGCCAAAGAAAGUGGCAAUGGCGGAGAAAGUUCCACCUCAAUCAAGGGUAACCAAGAUGAGACAUCCAAUCGGGAAGCAGCAGAUGAAAGUAACUCAAGGGAGCCAAAUGUCCCAUCAGCAUCCAAAACUGCAGUCACAACUGAAACAUUACAAGCAUGUUGGAACGAAUACACUAAAGACAAGGCGUACCUCAUAGUAAACCCAAACCAGGCAACAAAAUAUAAUAACAAAAUCCACCUUAUGUGUGUUCACAAGGACGCCAACUCCGAUUUUUUUUUCCGACCUAAUAAUAUGCUGCCGCUCCCACCAUUCCAACAAAGCAUCGUCAUGGGCAGGGACGAUACGAUUAACGCCACGUUUGACAACAGCAAAGAAGUCAUUGGACACCCCGACGAUGUUUCAGAUGGUAUCAGCUUCGUCUUUCCACCAGCUGCAAGGGGACCUCCCAAGUGCAACAGGUGGUCCGUUAAACUGAUUCCGAACACUCCGCGCCCAGCUAGGAAGACGCACAUGUACCAGGGAGCCAUCGAUUUCAGACUACUUACCAUGUAUCAAAAACAAAUAACUGAUCCCUGGCGCCGGAUCCUGCCAGCACAGGUGUCCCUUGACUCUGACGAAGAAAGUUCCGAUCAACCUCAAAGACCCCAGGACCACGAUGCAUCUGAAAACCCUUCAAAGAAGUUAAAAGGUGGACAAUAUGAAGUUAAAGGGACGUUGGAAGAAUGCUCCGAUCAACCCGAGGACCACAAUGCAUCUGGAAACCCUCCAGAUGAAUUGAAAGUUGGAAAAGAUGAUGUUGCUGGGACGUCGGCAGAAACUUCAGAUCAACUCAAAAGAUCCCAGGACCAGGAUGCACCUGAUCAAAAGAAGUUGGAAGACGGAAAGGGUGAAGUUUCUGCGACGUUUGCAGAAAGUUCCUAUCAACACCAGGACCACAACGUGUCUGGAAACCCUCCAGAGGAGUUAAAAUGUGGAAAAGUUGCUGGAACGUUGGCAGGUUCCGACUUCACCGGGUACUUCCGUUACAUCAAGAAUAAUGUAACGGCCGAAUGGAAGGACCUUGCUGACAUAUUGCUGAGCUGGGACAAUGUAAAAGACAUUGAAAAGAGAAACAAAUUCCAGGACCAUUAUGCAUCUGGAAACCCUCCGGCAGAGGGAGCCUCCAGUCGUGAGGAUUCAGCUGUAAAAGGUGGCCACCAUUCAAAGGGCCUCAGAUUACCGGUAAUCUUGUUGAUCAACGACGAGUAUGGGACUUCCAAGGGAGGAAUUUCCACCAUCAACUGCGAGGCGAGCCAGAUAGUGAAGGGCAAGGCAGUCAUGUACGCCACAGCCCUGCAUGUGACCAAACAAGACCAGGAUGCAGCGGACAGAGAUGGCGUCACGCUGAUAGGGCCAGUACAACUAGACAAGAAUUCGGUGCCAACUCUGGACUGGCUGACCUACUACCACGAUAAACACUACCCAAACCUUCCUCAAGACGUCACCUGCAUUAUCGGCUAUGCUGAUAUAACAGAUACGGCGGCAAGAAACAUCAAGGAUCAACGCUAUCCACAGGCAAACCUCAUCAUGUUCACCCACGUCUUACCCGAGGGUACAGAGUACUACAAGGGAGGCCGGAAGGCCGUGGAAGCACGAAAGAAAGAGGAGGACAUGCUUGAUAAAGUACACAACGCAAAGGCAGCUUUCUCGGUAGGCAAGCGGAUCUACGACCACUGCAGCACCAAGUACAAGGGAAAGAAGAAACCACAGAAUCACCAUAUCUUCCUCCCGAAGCCAUCCAAGAUAUUUCUGGACGCCGAUGUGAGUCCCGGAGGAGGGGAAAAAGUUGUCCUGUCCAUCGGCAGGGUGAGGAAGGUUGAGAAGCUGAAAGGUCAUGACCUCGCUGGACAGUCCAUGAGGGAUGUGGUGAAGAUAAUCAAGAACGCCCGGUGGUGUGUCCGCGGCAUCAGUGAGGACGACUUUGACGCAAGUCAGAAGAUCCUGGAAGACGCCCUGAACAGUCCCGACCUGAAUCCCACCCUGCUGCCGUACGGGACCCAGAAGGACAUCAGGGACGACAUGAUGACAGCCCACCUGGUGCUGAUGCCAUCCCGCUCCGAGCCGUUCGGACUUGUCGGCCUGGAGGCCAUCGCCGCUGGCAUCCCCGUCCUCAUCUCCGACAAGACCGGCCUGGCAGACAUGAUCCUCGACCUGAUCAAGGAGAAGAAACUCAGCGCAGAGCACAGAAACGUCAUCGUGGAGACCAGCGUGAACGACCGCGAUCGUGCCGGAGAUGCAAAGAGGUGGGCAGACAGAAUCGUGGACAUCCUCGAGCACAGCGACUCGGAGUUCGAGAAAGCUGCCAGGUUCAAGCGGGAGCUCGUGGAGUCCAGGUACUGGGAGGAAUCCCACAAUGCCUUCCUGCAGGCCUGCGGCAUCACUGCUGGAGGAGCAGAUCAGUAGAGGUCAAGGGGCAACAGUGGACACAGCGGGCGCGGAAAUCAGGGCGUUGACAAGUUCAAGGUCCAUGACCUUGUGGCGAAGGCCACGACCAUUGUGAUAGAACAUUUAGACGUCCUAGAGCAAGAUCACGAGUCGGCGGCGUAAGCGCUGACGAUUUCCAAGAAAGCAAGGACAUUAUCCAAGCCAACAUUGCAAAGGAUCGGGAUACAUUCUAAUUCACCCAUCUGAAGUAUGACACACAGAAAGAGCCGAGCUAAGACCUGAGGGCCAGGUGUGCUGUACUCCCUCCACGUCACCUGUGCGCACUGCAUCAAGGCAGGACUGGACAACCCGUACCAGCACGAACUGAGGGACCGGACUGCAGAGGACGGCCGUGACGUCAGGUGUCCCAGGGUCAAGAAGACAGCAUCAACGUUUGUACAUAAGACAGCAUCAGCAGGCCUUGUGUACAGACUGGCCAGAUUGUUCGUUGUCGGGCGUAGAUCAUCCUUGACCCGGAGGAGACCGUCUCAACAAGAAAAUGUAAACGCCAAAGUGGCAGACUUCAAAACUCAAAACCAGGAGUACAAGCAGCAACCGGAAGUGACGCACACCCUACGCAAGAGGCUCUACUUCUUCCCUCGGGCUGCAGUUGGCCAGAAUCCUUAGCUUCAACUUUUUCUCAGUGUAACAAAGACCUUUUUUUAAAUCUACAACAGUUGCUCCAAAUCAACACGUAUUGAUUCUUAACACGGUUUCCAGGCAUCCAGUUAAAUAGAACAAUGUUGUCAGGGCAUUUUCACAGUGUAACCAAGGACUUUGUUGAAGGUCCUUGCGGUAACAAAAGCCUACAUUGUUCAAUCUAUAACAGAUGCUCUAAAUCAACAAAUACUAUAUAUUCACAGGAUUUCCGUGCAAAUAUGAUCCCGUAAGCUACGAGAAUAUUGCCAGGACAUUUCCCAGUUGAAAUAUCCAUGCAUUAGGCAUGUCUGUUCUGGUAGUUUUUAAACUGGUCAACCAUAGUUCGUAUGUCAGAGGAGAUGGACACCUCGCUACUGCGUAGCAGUAAAUGCUCCCUAUGGGAGCAGCUAGUUGUAACAUGUGUUGUAUGUUGCUACAUAUUUCUAGCAUGUUGCCAAGUUUUUGUAGCAUGUAGCUACUUUUUUGCUCAGCAUUUGACAGUUAAGGGCUAU